AUGAAACAACAUGACAAGGCACUUAUGUUAUUCAAUCAAAUGAAAGAGAGUGGCAUUGAUCCAAAUAUACAUACAUACAGCAUAAUUAUAGAUGGCUUGUGCAAAAGUGGAAGACUUAAAAAUGCAAAAGAGAUAUUUGAAGAUCUUUCCAUUAAAGGCUAUCGUCCAGAUGUGAAGACAUACACCAUUAUGAUCAAUGGGCUUUGCAAAGAGGGCCUGCUUCAUGAAGCAUUGGCUUUCUUGUCGAAAAUGGAAGACAAUGGUUGCUUACCGGAUGCUGUGACUUAUGAAAUAAUCAUUGGUGCUCUGUUUGAAAAAGGUGAAAAUGAUAACGCGGAGAAACUUCUUCGUGAAAUGAUAUCUAGAGGCCUAUUGCAAGGAUAA
Molecule: messenger RNA, 384 nt
Organism: Arachis ipaensis
Lineage: Eukaryota; Viridiplantae; Streptophyta; Magnoliopsida; Fabales; Fabaceae
Source: RefSeq, a predicted model, not a curated record